This is a messenger RNA of Mizuhopecten yessoensis (Yesso scallop), 1059 nucleotides long. RefSeq names its product protein psiQ-like. The transcript has 3 exons. Lineage: Eukaryota; Metazoa; Mollusca; Bivalvia; Pectinida; Pectinidae. The record is from RefSeq and is a predicted model, not a curated record. The coding region runs from base 1 to 1059 and encodes 352 amino acids.
AUGGAGGAUCCCUGUACCACUGUCAAUAACUGUUAUGAUACAGUGGAGGAUCCCUGUACCACUGCCAAUAACUGUUAUGAUACAGUGGAGGAUCCCUGUACCACUGCCAAUAACUGUUAUGAUACAGUGGAGGAUCCCUGUACCACUGCCAAUAACUGUUAUGAUACAGUGGAGGAUCCCUGUACCACUGCCAAUAACUGUUACGAUGCAAUGGAGGAUCCCUUGGAGGAUCCCUGUACCACUGCCAAUAACUGUUACGAUGCAAUGGAGGAUCCCUGUACCACUGUCAAUAACUGUUAUGAUACAGUGGAGGAUCCCUGUACCACUGUCAAUAGCUGUUACAAUACAGUGGAGGAUCCCUGUACCACUGCCAAUAACUGUUACGAUACAGAAGAGGAUCCCUGUACCACUGCCAAUAACUGUUACGAUGCAAUGGAGGAUCCCUGUACCACUGUCAAUAACUGUUACGAUUCAGUGGAGGAUCCCUUGGAGGAUCCCUGUACCGCUGCCAAUAACUGUUACGAUACAAUGGAGGAUCCCUGUACCACAGUCAAUAACUGUUACGAUACUGUGGAGGAUCCCUGUACCACUGCCAAUAACUGUUAUGAUACAGUGGAGGAUCCCUGUACCACUGUCAAUAGCUGUUACGAUACAGUGGAGGAUCCCUGUACCACAGUCAAUAACUGUUACGAUACAGUGGAGGAUCCCUGUACCGCUGACAAUAACUGUUACGAUACAGUGGAGGAUCCCUGUACCCCUGUCAAUAACUGUUACGAUACAGUGGAGGAUCCCUGUACCACUGCCAAUAACUGUUACGAUACAGUAGAGGAUCCCUGUACCACUGCCAAUAACUGUUACGAUACAAUGGAGGAUCCCUGUACCACUGUCAAUAACUGUUACGAUACAGUGGAGGAGCCCUGUACCACUGUCAAUAACUGUUACAAACAGAGGAGGAUCCCUGUACCACUGUCAAUAACUGUUAUGAUACAGUGGAGGAUCCCUGUACCACUGUCAAUAACUGUUACAAACAGUGGAGGAUCCCUGUACCACUGUCAAUAA